AUGCCUCACCUGCGAAUCGGCACAAUACUCGCCUCACGCGCUGCUCGGCUCAUAACCCAUUUCGUCAUUUUUCCCCCUUCCGCCUCUCGUUUCCUCAAUCUCAUUUCCCCCCCUUCCGCCUCUCAUUUUCCCGGAGCUCCUCCCUCUCGUUUCCCCCCUUUCUCCCUCUCGUUUCCCCCCUUUCUCCCUCUCGUUUCCCCCCUUUCUCCCUCUCGUUUCCCCCCUUUCUCCCUCUCGUUUCCCCCCCUUCCGCCUCUCAUCUUCCCCCCUUCCGCCUCUCGUUUCCCCCCCUUCUCCAUCUCGUUUCCUCCCCUCCUCCCUCUCGUUUCCCCCCCUUCCGCCUCUCAUUUUCCCCCCCUUCCGCCUCUCGUUUCCCCCCCUUCUCCAUCUCGUUUCCCCCCCUCCUCCCUCUCAUUUCCCCCCCUUCCGCCUCUCGUUUCCCCCCCUUCUCCCUCUCAUUUCCCCCCCUCCUCCCUCUCGUUUCCCCCCCCUUCCCCCUCUCGUUUCCCCUCCUUCUCCUCUCAUUUCCCCCCUUCUCCCUCUCAUUUCCCCGUUUUCCCCCUCUCGUCUCCCCCCCUUCUCCCUCUCAUUCCCCCCCCCCCUCCCUCUCGUUUCCCCCCUUUCUCCCUCUCGUUUCCCCCCUUUCUCCCUCUCGUUUCCCCCCCUUCCGCCUCUCAUCUUCCCCCCUUCCGCCUCUCGUUUCCCCCCCUUCUCCAUCUCGUUUCCUCCCCUCCUCCCUCUCGUUUCCCCCCUCCACCCUCUCGUUUCCCCCCCUUCCGCCUCUCAUUUUCCCCCCCUUCCGCCUCUCGUUUCCCCCCCUUCUCCAUCUCGUUUCCCCCCCUCCUCCCUCUCAUUUUCCCCCCUUCCGCCUCUCGUUUCCCCCCCUUCUCCCUCUCAUUUCCCCCCCUCCUCCCUCUCGUUUCCCCCCGCCUUCCCCCUCUCGUUUCCCCUCCUUCUCCUCUCAUUUCCCCCCUUCUCCCUCUCAUUUCCCCGUUUUCCCCCUCUCGUCUCCCCCCCUCCUCCCUCUCGUUUCCCCCCUUUCUCCCUCUCGUUCCCCCCCCUUCUGCCUCUCAUUUCCCCCCUUUCCCCCUCUCGUUUCCCCCCCUUCUCCCUCUUGUAACUCCCCCUUCCCCCUCUCGUAUUCCCCCCUUCCCCCUCUCAUUUCUCCCCCUCCUCCCUCUCGUUUCCGACCCUUCCCCCUCUUUCCCACCCUUCCCCCUCUCGUUUCCCACCCUUCCCCCUCUCGUUUCCCACCCUUCCCCCUCUCGUUUCCCACCCUUCCCCCUCUCGUUUCCCCUCCUCUCAUUUCCCCAACUUCUCCCUCUCAUUUGCCCCCUUCCCCCUCUCAUUUCCCUGCUUUCCCCCCUCAUUUCGCCCUCCUUCCCCUCAUUCACCCUUUCCUUACCCUCAUCUCCCCAUCUCGUUUCUCGCAUUUCCCCUACUCCGUCCCCUCGUUUCCCCCUCUCCCCUCAUUUCAUCCUCUCGAGGGUUCGGGUGAGUGCAAAACUGUGUGCGGCGCACACAGGCAUAGAGGGACAAAUCGUUUGCGCUGGAGUGAUCCGCCCUUGCUCUUAUGUUGCCGCGUCUGCUCACGAAUGCGCUCGUCAGCUCUCCAUUUGUCACACAAUCAGCUUUGCACCUCCCACCACCCACUGA
Molecule: messenger RNA, 1656 nt
Organism: Closterium sp. Naga37s-1
Lineage: Eukaryota; Viridiplantae; Streptophyta; Zygnematophyceae; Desmidiales; Closteriaceae
Source: the annotation of a GenBank genome assembly